This is a messenger RNA of Salvia miltiorrhiza (redroot sage), 1515 nucleotides long. RefSeq names its product protein RAE1-like. Gene Ontology annotation, cellular component: nuclear pore. The coding region runs from base 213 to 1310 and encodes 365 amino acids. Gene Ontology annotation, molecular function: ubiquitin binding; RNA binding. The record is from RefSeq and is a predicted model, not a curated record. The transcript is spliced from 10 exons. NCBI's taxonomy places the organism in Eukaryota, Viridiplantae, Streptophyta, Magnoliopsida, Lamiales, Lamiaceae. Gene Ontology annotation, biological process: transcription-dependent tethering of RNA polymerase II gene DNA at nuclear periphery; RNA export from nucleus.
CAAAAUAACUGGAAAUCGGACCGCACGGCAUUCUCUGCUGCUUUUAGGCUUUACUACUUUUUUUUCCCUUGCUACUUUGCUAUAUACCGCCCAGCAUUCUUUCAAAUCUCCAACCUCUCUAUAUGCAGUAAUUCAUCUCUCUAAUUCGCUGAAGUUCCUUACUUUCUCUCUCUAGCAGACUUCUCUCUUGAAGAUUUCUAGGGUUUAACAAUAUGGCUACAUUCGGCGCUUCAACGACUAACGCCAAUCCUAAUCGUUCGACUGAGGUGUUGUCACCUCCGAGUGAUUCAGUUUCGAGCCUGUGUUUUAGUUCUAAGGCCAAUCAUUUGGUCGCUACGUCGUGGGAUAAUCAGGUACGAUGUUGGGAGGUGAUGAAAUCAGGAACCACUGUGAACACUGUACCUAAGGCUUCAAUAUCACAUGAUCAACCGGUCUUAUGCUCAGCUUGGAAGGAUGAUGGAACAACUGUAUUUUCUGGUGGCUGUGACAAACAAGUCAAGAUGUGGCCAUUAUUAUCUGGUGGCCAACCUGUUACUGUAGCCAUGCAUGAUGCUCCUGUUAAAGAGCUUGCUUGGAUCCCAGAAAUGAGUCUCUUAGUCACAGGAAGCUGGGAUAAGACACUUAGGUAUUGGGAUCUGAGACAGCAGAAUCCAACUUGGGUGCAGCAGCUUCCUGAACGCUGCUAUGCGCUUACUGUUAAACAUCCUCUUAUGGUUGUUGGCACUGCAGAUAGAAAUCUUGUAGUUUUCAACCUGCAGAACCCUCAGACAGAGUUCAAGAGAGUCGUGUCACCAUUGAAGUACCAGACUAGGUGUUUAGCUGCAUUCCCAGAUCAGCAAGGCUUCUUAGUUGGCUCAAUUGAAGGCAGAGUUGGGGUACACCACCUUGAUGAUGCACAAUCAAGUAAAAAUUUUACUUUCAAAUGUCACAGAGAUGGCAAUGACAUUUACUCUGUCAACUCACUGAAUUUUCAUCCUGUACACCAGACAUUUGCAACUGCUGGAUCCGAUGGUGCCUUUAACUUUUGGGACAAAGAUAGCAAACAGAGGCUUAAGGCUAUGCUGAGGUGCAGUCAGCCAAUACCUUGCAGCACUUUCAACCAUGACGGAUCAAUAUUUGCAUACUCGGUUUGUUACGACUGGAGCAAAGGUGCUGAAAAUCACAAUCCAUCAGCAGCAAAGACCAAUAUUUACCUACAUCUGCCCCAGGUGCAGUUCAUGAUUUCGAACUUAUGUUUUGGUUUCUCUUCUCUCAUUCUCAUGAGUCCAGUGCUUAAAAUGAACAUUGUAUCUUUCGUCGCAGGAGGCUGAGGUCAAGGGCAAACCGCGGGCUGGAACGAGCAACCGAAAAUGAAGUGUCCCCCACUCUAGAGAAGAGAAAUUACAAAAUCUGUACAUGAACCUUUUCGCUAAGAGUUUCUCUUCAAAUACCCAAAUCGCUAAAUGUUGUAGUGGAGUCAUUUACUUUAUGUUGAACUAUUUUUUGAUACAUUUCGAUAAUGAUGAUAUUUGGCAA